AUUUUUAGUACAAAAUCACAAUGUCGAACAUCAGUUCCUCCCCUUCAAACUUACAAACCCCAGCUUCGCAGGGACUAUAACGCGACGCACGGGGGUUAACGCUUCGUAAAAUUGCCGAAACAGACUCCACCCUCUUUCUUCACCACACUCUCUUUCAAAAGAUUACUCUCAUAAUUUCAAAAAAACAAAGAAGAUUAUCAUUUUCAUCUUAUUUUGAAUCAACUCUCUUAUUCCUCUGAACUGUGUUGUUAGCGCGAAAAUCGAAAAGGGGUGUUAUUUAUGCGGUUAUGGCGACGGCGCCUGGUAACAGUUCGACGGCGAAGGUGGGAACCCUAAGUUUGGGAUCGCCGAUGUCUUCAAUGCCGCCGAAAUCGCAACGCGGUCAGAAUAAGCCCAAGUGCAAACAGUGUGGCAAUGUUGCUCGUUCUAGGUGUCCUUAUGAGUCAUGCAAGAGUUGUUGUUCUAGGAAUCAAAAUCCGUGUCCUAUUCAUGUGUUAAAAGCCAGUACAAUUCCUGACAACACUCCAUCUACUGGUGCUGCCCCACUUGAUCGGAAAUCCUUUGAACCACCUCCAUCAGUAAGUGCAGGUAGAGUUGCAUCACUCCGACAACUUUCAAAUAGUUUUGCUCAGUUCAAUAAUUUGCAUCUUUCACUUAGAUCAAAGAAACCGCUAACUAGAAAGGAUGCUGCAGCAAUAAAUGAGUGGAGAUUUUCCAAAUUGAAGGAAUACAAAGAGCAAAAUGUUGAAGCAGAAAAUGAAGCUUUCGAUCGAUACAUGCAAAAUGUAGAUUUACUGGAAGAAGUAUUAUCCGUGAAGCAUUCAGAUGAUAACGCGUCCUCCGUAUCUGAGGCUAAUCCUACUCCAAUGGAGAACAGUGAGAUCAUGAUCCCUGGGUUAAAAAUGCAGUUAAGGUCAAAUCCGACGAGGAGCGAUGGUGCGAGAAUAAGAAUAAAAAAAAUUGUUGACGAGGGACUAAAGAAGCUUAAGAAGCGUGCUGUAGAUGGUGACAGCAAUGAACCAAUCGAUGAAGUUAAUGAAUCUUCGAAUAAGAGAAAGAGGACUGAAAAGUUAUCUGCUAUCAGUGAUCUUAUGGACAAAAUCAAUAAAGCCCGAAGUGAGGAAGAUCUGCAGUCAUGCUUGGAGGUGAAGUUACAGCUUUUCAAUUCAGACGAAGACUCUGCCAUGGUACAAGCUACAGACAAUGAAAUGCAUCAGAAUCAAACUGCUGAAGGUGAUGUUGCACCAGCAAAAGAAUUGGAUUUUUCAUUACCGAAAUUGGUCAGUGCUACUGAAAUUGAUCAAGAAACUCUCAACACCAUAGACAAACACUUUUCUUCUCUUGAGUAUGUAGGGCAGUUAUGAGGUCAGAUUUAGUAGUUAAAAUUUUUCUUCUUCAGAAUGGAAGAAAUCUAAAUGCUGUGUUGUAUCAUUCAAGGAAAAUGUUAUGUAAAAUUAGAAUUAGUCAAAAUGGAAGUCUGACAAUGUCUUGAAAAAUCUGAACGAAUCCAUUUUUUGAAUUAUUGAAUUAGUUGGACCGUGAA
Vicia villosa (hairy vetch) is the source of this 1543-nucleotide messenger RNA. RefSeq lists its product as uncharacterized. Bases 288 to 1364 code for a protein of 358 amino acids. The transcript is spliced from 5 exons. Lineage: Eukaryota; Viridiplantae; Streptophyta; Magnoliopsida; Fabales; Fabaceae. The record is from RefSeq and is a predicted model, not a curated record.